AUUUUGUUUUUUUUAUUAACCCAAUUAAAAAAAAGUUUUUUUUUAACAAAUUAUAGAAAUACAUAACACAUAACAGUUAUGACGAUAGAUACAGUUCAAGGGCGAAGACAGCCCUCAACCAUCCACAGCAAGACUCACGUUGGGAUUGGGAACGGCUUCAGUCGACAGCACAACACAACUGAGUCGAGUCGAUUCAUACAGAAUAGUUACGGACAUAAAGACUAUCAGAGUAUUAGUACACUCACUGUGAGCACUGGGAUGUCUGCCAAGUUAGACAAGUCAGUCUCCGGCAGCACAGAGUCAACCAAUAAUGCUAAUGGAGUUCAACUUAAGAAAGAGUUGGGUCUACUCAACGGUGUUUCUAUUAUUGUUGGCAUUAUUGUCGGCAGCGGUAUCUUUGUGUCGCCCAGAGGUGUACUACAAGAGGCCGGUUCUGUAGGUUUGGCGCUAAUCGUAUGGGUUUCAUGUGGUGUAUUGUCGGGUAUCGGUGCUCUAUGUUAUGCCGAAUUGGGAACCUCUAUACCUAAAUCUGGUGGUGACUACGCGUAUAUUCACGAAGCGUUUGGACCAUUGCCUGCAUUUCUUUUCCUAUGGGUAGCCCUGCUUAUCAUAAUGCCAUGUGGCAACGCUAUCGCUGCACUCACUUUCGCUAAUUAUAUACUCCAACCGAUAUUUCCGACGUGUGAGCCACCGGCCAAUGCUGUCCGACUGAUUGCAGCCGCCGUUAUUUGUUUACUAACAUUUGUUAACUGUUAUAACGUCAAGUGGGCGACAAAAGUGCAAAAUGUGUUCACAUUUGCUAAAAUAGCAGCACUUCUUAUAAUAAUAAUCACUGGAUUUUAUUAUCUAAUAAUCGGAAGGACUGAAACAUUGAGUUAUCCCAAAUCAUUUGACGGCACCUCCACAUCACCCGGACAUAUAUCACUUGCUUUCUAUUCCGGCCUAUUUUCCUAUGCGGGAUGGAAUUAUUUGAAUUUUGUAACGGAGGAAUUGAAGGAACCGUAUAAAAAUUUGCCCAGGGCUAUUUAUAUAUCACUACCAUUAGUAACAAUUGUCUACUUGUUGGCUAAUAUCGCCUAUUUUGCUGUAUUAACUGCCGAUCAAGUGUUGACAUCCAAUGCCGUUGCCGUGACUUUCGGUGAAGAAGUGUUGGGCAUAUUUCAAUGGAUAAUGCCUUUAUCGGUGGCUCUUUCGACGUUUGGCGGCCUAAACGGCGGUAUAUUUGCCUCGUCUCGACUAUUUUUUGUGGGCGCCCGUAACGGACAUCUCCCCGGAAGUAUAGCAAUGAUUAAUGUGAAAUAUUUCACUCCAAUGCCAAGUCUUGUAUUUUUAGGCAUUCUAUCGCUUCUGUAUCUGACAACCACAGAGGUCUAUGCGCUAAUCAACUACACGGCAUUCAUUGAAUCACUUGCCGUCACAUUUUCAGUGGCAGCUCUUCUAUGGUUACGCUAUAAACAGCCAAACUUGAAGCGACCGAUUCGUGUGAAUCUCAUACUUCCCCUCAUAUUUUUCAUUACCUGUACAUUCCUCGUACUCUUACCAUUCUAUGUCAGUCCGUUUGAAACAGGUAUCGGAGCCGCCAUUACAUUAUCCGGUAUUCCUGUUUAUUUGGCUACCAUAUCGUGGCGUAAAAAACCACUUAUUUAUAAGCGGUUUAUCAGUGCUUUUACACGAACCGUACAAAAGGUAUUGUUUAGUUCAAAGGAAUACGACAAACAUCUUAAUGAAUAAAAAUCUAUUUAUAAAUUAAUAUUUCAAUAUAUAUAUAUUGUGUACACAUAAG
Molecule: messenger RNA, 1783 nt
Organism: Oppia nitens
Lineage: Eukaryota; Metazoa; Arthropoda; Arachnida; Sarcoptiformes; Oppiidae
Product: Y+L amino acid transporter 2-like
Exons: 7
Coding region: 79-1731 (550 amino acids)
Biological process (GO): amino acid transmembrane transport
Cellular component (GO): membrane
Molecular function (GO): L-amino acid transmembrane transporter activity
Source: RefSeq, a predicted model, not a curated record